Molecule: messenger RNA, 393 nt
Organism: Aspergillus versicolor CBS 583.65
Lineage: Eukaryota; Fungi; Ascomycota; Eurotiomycetes; Eurotiales; Aspergillaceae
Product: cupin domain-containing protein
Exons: 2
Coding region: 1-393 (130 amino acids)
Source: RefSeq, a predicted model, not a curated record
AUGCAGGAGCCAGUCUACAACCCCAGCCGCCCGAAGCCCUCCCUUGAGAUUGUCUACUCAUACCGACUGGUCGGCAUCCCGAACAAAAGCAUCGUUACCUUGCGGGUCGAGUUCCCACCCAACGGUUCAACUCCUCCUCACCGACACGGAGGCGCCUCAGUAGGAGCAUUUGUCCUCAAGGGGAAUCUACUGAACAAAAUGAACGACGACCCGAUGAAGCUGAUCAAUGAAGGCGGGUCUUGGUUUGAGGCUCCGGGAUGCCAUCAUCGCAUCAGUGAUAACGCCAGUGAAAAUGAACCGGCGACGUUGAUUGCGACCCUGGUGACAGACACUGAUAAGUUUGAGAAGGAUGGAAUGGCUGCUCUUAUUCAGAUUGACGCGGAAUAUAAAUGA